Drosophila obscura is the source of this 4528-nucleotide messenger RNA. RefSeq lists its product as uncharacterized. Bases 2048 to 3784 code for a protein of 578 amino acids. The record is from RefSeq and is a predicted model, not a curated record. Gene Ontology annotation, molecular function: transmembrane receptor protein tyrosine kinase activator activity; protein binding. Gene Ontology annotation, cellular component: terminal bouton. The transcript is spliced from 3 exons. Gene Ontology annotation, biological process: positive regulation of MAPK cascade. Lineage: Eukaryota; Metazoa; Arthropoda; Insecta; Diptera; Drosophilidae.
CGCAAAUGCCGUUUCGUGCUCGCUGCCAUUGAAGCCGACUGAGUGCCGUUACAGGAAGCUGGGACGCUGAGACGCCGAGACGCCGAGACGACUCUGAAGCUGAAACAGAAUCAGCAGCAGCAGCAGCACCAGCAGCAGGGCGGGAGUAUCGAAGAAGUGGGAGAGAGUGAGUGAGAGAGGACACAGCAGCCAGCCAGGACGAGUGAAAUUCGAGGCACGAAACGAAUGCGCACGACCACGACCGCCAUCCGAACACACACACACAUAAAUACACUCACAGAUGGGCAUAUCCUACAGUUGAAAUACGAAACGCCUUGAGCAGAGACAGCAGCAGCAGCACCAGCAACAGCAGCAGCAGAGGCAGCAGUAGCAGCAGCGACAGCGACAGCGCAGAGACCCAAAACGCGUCAGGAUUCCAAGCAAAAGGCAGACAAACGGGCGAAACCUGCUGAGACGACUCGACGAGUCCUUGCGUGUCGGUUCACAGUGCGGAACACUAGAAAAACAGAACAGAAAAAGCAGAUAUAUACAUAUAUCCAAAUACCACUCACAUCACAUAUGAAAAAGUUCCCCCUCCACAUCCAUCAAUCAACGAAAAGCAUACGAAAUCCAAAUUGUGAAAGUCGAAACAAAGUCUAAAGGAUUUCAAACACAUAGUAUUUCCAAAUCGAAUCGAAGCCAAGUGAAGUGAAGAUAUAUUUUUCAAAUAAGUUCUUAAAAUCAUUUGUAAGUGAAUUUUAAUUGAUCGAAUUGAAAAGAGUUUGAGAAUAAACCGAUAACCGAAACCGAAACCGAUAACGGAAACCGAAAACAAAGUGCCGUACGCCGAAAGCUAUAAGAAAAAAUUCAAAAUAAAAAGUGCUAAAAGUUCCUUAAACCAAUAUAAUACAAAUAAUAUUGUUAUAACUAUAAAUUAUACAAAAAUAUACACACAAAUAUUCUUUGCAUUUUAACAAACAAACAAACAAACGAACGAAGAGAGUAGAGGAGUCCCAAGUGCCGUGGAAACAAAAGUAGUUGGAAAACUAAAGAAUUGAAAGCCCAGGGAAAUACAAGAUUCCAGAUACUAACUUAUAUACACAUUGACUUCUAUAUACAUAUAUUUAUUAUUUUGGUGGUGUGUAAUAAUUCUUCCUCGUCAGCAAAACGGCCAAGAGGAAGCGAAGCGUUCAGCCCAGGACUCCAGAAGUAGCUGUAGAGGCAGGUCUAGAACAGCAGACGAACACGGACGGGCAGCAACUAGUUGUUAGACCUGUACACCCGUACCCAUACCCGUACCCUCCUCCUUCAUCAGUCACGUCUCCUAGGUGGGAGAGCGAGCACUGUCUUACGGCGUUGUUGGGGCGUGCGAGUGUGUGUGUGUGGGGAAAGGCCAACAAGGUUCAAAUCCUCAGCAACAACCUCAACCGCAUCUAAUUGGAGAAAUUCCAACCAACAAAAACUCCAACUCCUACUCUAACUCCAACUCCGGUACUGAAAGUAGACAAUUGAUUAUUGAUUUUGUCUAAGGCUGUGUGGAACUUCGCAGCUUAACGGAGCGAAGCAGGGCCACAAAACAAACUUGGCAACAAACACGGCCCCCACGAAAGAAGGCAGCAAAAAGCAACAGCAGCGAAAGAGACAAAGAGACGUGGAAAAAAACUGGGAGAAGAAAGUGUAAGACAAAAACGCGCUGAAAGGGACGACAGCCAAACUAACGGGCCGCUUGUCUGUGUUGGGCAAUGCCAGGCCAGGCGUAGGCCGUCACAGUGUUGGGCAGCGGCGCGCGGCAUGAAGACCUACAAGAGCUUCGCUUCGAAAUUGUCAACCAAAUAGAGUAAUCAUCGCCCCAGCGACGAACCAACAGGAAAAGCCUGUAAUCUGAAGAGCAGACCUAUUUUCCCCUCCCCCGCCCUUCCAGCGACUCUGUGCCCCACCGUCGCACCCCUCUUGGACGGAACAUAUUUCGCACAUAUUCACACAGAAUCACUGCCGGGACCUGCGGGACCGGUAAUCCGUCAAAAUAAGUUGUCACAUUGAGAAACUGCGACAAAUCAACAAACGGAAAAUGUUCUUCUCGCUGGCCCAGACGCUGUUCUGCGUGCUACUCAUCCAGGGCGGCCUCUACGCGCUGCACCUGAGCGGCAAUGGCGAGAAGUCUUCGCCAUCCUCCACCGUUAUGAUGGGACCGGUGGACGGCGGCACUGGCCAAGCGAUCGGCCCAGACACCUCAUCGUCCUCCUAUUUGUCGUGGAAGCCGGCGCCGUCACAGCAGCAGCAGCAACACCAUCAGCAGCAUCCGGGUGGCGUCCCGCCGGGCGGUGGACACGCCUCCUCGCAUCGAUCCGCGGCAGCGGCCGCUUACGACGCCACCACGGUGCGGCUGAACAAGGAGAUCGCGGACAUGGCACAGCUGGAGCGGGAGCGGCUGAUGCUGCUCGCACGAGCAGGCAAGCAGACGGCGGAGAGCAACGGUCCGACGGGUCAUGGCGGUCGCGGACACCAGUUCAUUGCCGGACGCAUUCAGAUGCAGCCCAGCGAGGAGCUGGAUGUGGGCGACUAUCCGGCGCUGCUGCAGCAGGCAGCCAGGGGCUUCAUCUUCGGCAGCGUGCAGAAGGAGCCGCCUGCUCCGCUGAGCACUGAGGAGGAUUACGGGCAGCUGCAGGAGCGGGACAGCCAUCCCGUCAAGUACUACGGCCGGGUGGUGGAGCCCGCGGAUCGCGAGGAGGAGAUAGAGCCAAUCUACGAGCCCCUGCACUCCUUCGGGGACUUUGACGACUUCUCUGAGCUGGACCAGGAGCCGCAUCUCGGCGAGGAGGAGCUGCUGCGCGAGCUGGACACCUAUCAGUACCACGGCAUGGAGGAGGAGCCGCUGCCGGAGAAUCCCUAUCGCACCCUGGAACAACUGGAGCUGAGUGCACCCGAGUCCAUGCAGCAGCUGUUCGAGCAGGAUCACCGCGACGGGCGUCCGGCCAAGUUGGCUGGUCACCCGGGCCUAUCCCAUCCCGGAACUGGAAACUUCAACAUUCGCAUGCAGCAGAAGUGGGCCAGGAAGCGGGGCGGAGCCGCAGUGGGCGUCGGACCGGACAGGCAGCCCUCGCUACAGCGCAACAUCUUCGGGCAGCACUUCAAGCAGCAGCGUGGAAUGCUCUCGCUGGCCAACUCGGAGGCCACGGCCAGCAAGCAUCUGAAGGCGAGUACACGUUCUGGCAGCCUCAGUCUCAGUGCUCCCAAGGAUAAUGAAAAGACAGCCCAGACAGACGCAAGUGGAGCAGCCGUCGGAGACGGUGCUGCCUCUGGUGCUGCCAGUCAGCAGCAGAACAAACAGCAGCACGAAUCCACAUCUGGAGAUGCUCAACCGCAGCAGCAGAAGCAGCAGCAGUCGAAUUCGCAGGACAAGAAGUCCGAGUCCGAGCAACAGUUGCUGCAUCCCAACCACAAGCGUUCCGGCAGCGUAAAGGCCGGCGGAGUGGGUGCCCAGGGCGGCGGAUAUGCAGCAGCGCCAUCGGUCUCCCAUAGCGUAGCCAGUCAGUUGAUGCUGCGCACGGCACGCGGCCAGAGGCAGUACGAUGUGCCACAAAUCGAGUGUCCCACCGCCAUGGAUGGCAUGGAGCGAUUCGCCUGCCCCGUACCCGACCGACAGGGACGGUACCGCUGCAUAGACGAUCAUGUGCUGUGCGACGGCUUUAUCGAUUGUCCCGACGGCGAGGAUGAGGACCGAAGAUCCUGCAUGUUCUACAAGACGACGAAGGCACAUUUGGAUGUGUUAGCGGAUGCAUUACUGCGAUGGGCGCGAGGGCGUUAGGUUCCAUCCCCAGCCCACCCGCUCACACAAACAAUCUGAGAAUAACACACAGACAAACACACACACACACUCAAUACAAAAUACAACUAAAGAACCCACGUUAAUCAUAAAUGACUUGCAAUUAGUUUUAACAAUUUCCAAAUCGAGGAAGACCCUUUCCCCCUUUAAACCACAAACACACACACACAACUACACACAUACAGAGAAAAGCCAACCACAACCCCGCCUGUCCCAUGAAGAGAGCAGGUUCCCCCCAGACCCAUAGACCUCACAGAAAAAAACGUAAGAAAGAAAAAAAAAAUACGAAAGAAUGAACUUGCUGCCUGUAAAAAGCCUGCACGGAUUUCCAAGUAAAGUAGAGAAACCAUGAGAGAAACUAAGUAAAACAAACGAAACGAGACGAGACGAGUCGAGUCGAGUCGGCGAUUAUGCAUAAGGAAAAGGUAUGAUUAUUAUUACACUAUUAUUAUUAAUUAUCAACUAAAAGGAAAAGCAAAACCAAAAUGAAAAUGAAAACGAAAACGACAAAAAAAGAACCGUGGAACGAAAGCCGAAACCAAGCGGCCGAUCGAAUCCUAAAAGCUAUAAAAUAUUAGAAUUCAACCAAAAAGAUAAAAAAAGGAGAAGACUUUUUUCAUUAUUUUGAAUUUUUUUUUCGCGAGAGCAAAACAAAAAAAAAAAUGAAAGAAGAGAAAGGAAAAAGAAAAACCUAAAUCAGGCCUAACUAUUUUUAGUACAUAUUAA